AUUAGUUGCGACUCGCAAGCUAGCAAUUUUUUGACCUUAGAGGAAGCGCGGCAUAUAUAUGUAGCUAUCAGACGCAUAUUGUAAUUAUAGUUACUUGGUAAAUUGUAUUGCGGUAUAUUGUAUGGUGUUUUGUUGUGUUUAUCCUGGAUUUAGUUAGCCGCGUUAGCGUGUUGCGUGACGUGGACGACGUUUGGGGAAAUGCCACAACAGAGGUCAGGAUCACCAAAUUACAGUAGGAGUCCCAGGAGACAGCCACUCCCUUGUGACCAAUCUGACAGUCAUCCUUACACAAGGCUGGCAGAACAUGACAUGCUGCUGGACAGGAGCCACCAACCCAGAGUAGAUCACGAAGAGUAUAGGGAUAUCUACCCAGAGGGCCUCCGAAGAUCUCCUUCUUUUUCAGAUGGUCGCCAUUUUGGCCACCAAAGCCAUCCAGUCCCAGAAGAUUUGUACCGCAGGAGGACACCACCUUUUCGUGAUAUGAUGGGAUACGAAGAAGGGAUGAGAGACCGCUUCCAGCAUUUUGAAAACCGAGGAAGAUCACCCCACUCGCCGCCGAGGGUAGCCAGGGAAAGGCUUCCAUCCAUGCCUCAGUCACUUACAGACCACCCACAGAUAGUGUCUGAGAUGGACUGGAGGAGAGAGAACAAGGGCAGAGAUCGAGGGAGGUCAAAAGAUCUCAGUCCCAGGCCAAUGUUGGAUGACCAAAGAAGCAUAUCGGGUAGAGACAGAGGAAGGAGGGAUGAGCAGGAUCUAAACAGAAAUGGAAGAAGAGACAAUUCACAGCGGCAGAGGAAUUAUCCUGUAAAAAGGCACAGAAGAAAAAUGGAUGAUGGAUCUCCUAUUCGGUACGGAAUAGAAGCUGAUUUUGAGGAACGUGACUCUCAGGAAAGACCUAGAGAUGCGUUUGGAGAUGGCACUCCGGAACAUUCAGGACCGUCUGUCUAUGAAUAUGACCAUGACAGAAAUGUGGGAGGACAGCCACAGUGUCAACAAUUUGAUGAUCGCAGUGGUCGCAGCUCUGGCUUUGGACAAAAUAGGAGUCCCUUUCCAAUUGACCCCUUAAAAGAACACCACUUCAGGAGGUCAGAUGGCAGGAUGGAUGAUCAGGAAGGUGCAAGACCACAUUCUUCUCAUGAUAACAGGAGAGCUGCCGCAUAUGAAAAUAGGGGGAGCCCUGUGCAUCGAGGUAGGACAAACCUUCAGCAAACUGACCGAUCUCACCCCCUAUCUCAUCUCACAAACUACAGGAGGGACGGUCCUCACCCAAAAAGGAGGGCUAAUUAUGAUGGAAGGACUGGAACUGGCCCAUCUAGGAGCCAUUCCAGCUCCCAGCAGACCCACAAGGGAUAUCCCAAUCAUCCCCAUGAGCAGCAAAUACAGGAAAGAGCAGAAGAUUUUUACAAAGAUUCUGUCAAUGUGGUGCCAGACUGGACAGAGGCAGGAGGAUUUCAAAAGUGGUCACAUGACAGGCCUGGAAGUCAAGACCGACAGUUGCUGAAGGGUGACUUGGAUCCUAAAAUGCCCCGUCAGAGGGUGCGUGGAUGGCAUCCUCAGCAAGCAAAUGACAUGACUGUUGUAACAAAAGAAACACUAACCAUCAAAGUAGACAUGAGCCGGCCCGUGAUGCAAAACAGUCAGCUUUGUUACUCCUCAGACAGGCAGCUCUCUUUAGACCUGGUCAAUGUUGGUCGCCAACGUCUGGACUUCCUGCCCAUGUUGCAGCACUCUGGAACGUACCACGAGACCCCCACACACACUGGGACAUUUGCACAGGAAAUAAUAACACUGGUGCACCAGGUCAAAGAUCAGUAUUUCAGAGACAGUGGGGUCAGCCUAAAUGAGCGAUUUGCAGCUCCCCAAAAGGGCGGCUAUUCUGAUGGUGACUUAGAGGAGCUGACGCUAGAUGAGAGGUUCAGUUCUAAACGGGGUUUCACCUUCCAUAAUAACACACUGAUCGACGAUGAGCCUUUGUUUUCCAGCGUGGGUCCCAUGCAGCAGGUAAUGAAGCAGCAACCGUUGCGAGGUCCGGGUGACCUGAGGCAUGACUUGGAGAGGAGGAGACAGGAGAGGCUGGAGGGAGUCAAGGUUACUAUACCAGGAAACAGUAUGUCACAGCGCCCCCUAAGCCCACUCAGCAAGCAGUGUGAAGAGUACAUCGAGGUCGAGGCCGCCCAGAUGGAAGGGGGAUUUUCCAGGUGGUCAGGGCAGCAAAAGACGAGACGAGGAGGCAGAAUGGGACCAAGGAGGGGAGCAAACUAUAGACACAACAUGCGUUUCCAGCACAGGAAUAAUGUUGGCCACAGCCACACUGGACCAAUGGCACGAGGCAACAACCGCAACAGUGCUACAGGUAUCAACUGGUGAUUUGACAUUGGAAAGGUAAUCAAUCAAAGGAGAUAAGUCUGCUGAUUUGUUGAUCACAACCAGUUAGCAAAAACCAUAUCUUGAGUCAUCUGUAUAAAAAGUAAACUGUGAUGUUUCUGUUCUUAUCUGUUUUAGGGAAUUGUCAUAAAAUUGAGUUGGACAUGAAACCUUUGUUUGUUUUCUUGUACCAUAGUACUCUCAAAUUCCUAAUUUCUCACAUUCUCUCUUCAUAGCUAUCUUUAAAAAAAAUCUUCUUUGGAGGGUCUUCCCCCCAUCCCCCCAGGACAUCGUUUGUUGAAAGUAGAUUUUAUUCGAUGUUAAUACUUAACCAGCUCACAGCGGGUGAUUAAAAACCCUCUGCUGUAACAAGCUCUGUUUCCUGUCUGAUAGUGAGACUGUAAACUACUGUUUAAUGUUCGCCCAUUAGUUUUUCUCGUGCAGUUUCAUGAACGCACCUGCUAAUCAGUGACCGUUUGCUAAUGACAUGUUAAACCCUUAGUGGAAACCAUCAAUGUUAUGAUUCCUGCUUGUUUUCUUCAUGUUUAAACAUUUUAUUUUGUAUAGUUCUUGGUGUUAUAAUCGGCCUGUUAGUGGUACAUGAUUCGACAUGACACAGUGGUCUCUGAAUAAAGCGUGUCUGUGUAAUUUUGA
Molecule: messenger RNA, 3018 nt
Organism: Thalassophryne amazonica
Lineage: Eukaryota; Metazoa; Chordata; Actinopteri; Batrachoidiformes; Batrachoididae
Exons: 11
Coding region: 199-2367 (722 amino acids)
Biological process (GO): positive regulation of transcription by RNA polymerase II
Cellular component (GO): mediator complex
Molecular function (GO): transcription coregulator activity; DNA binding
Source: RefSeq, a predicted model, not a curated record